CUGACAACCUAUGUCCUUUGAAAUUUAGAAAACACUAGACGCAUAUACGCAUAUGUAUAUAUUACGCGCAGUUUUUAAUUAAGCGCCGUCUUUAUCAUCUAAUUACAAGGUUAAAGUUUAAUUGACGUGAAGUAUUUUAAGAAGUUGUGCGAUUUUACGGAAAUUAUAUAUAAAUGUAGAAAAUUUUUCUGUAUUCUACAGAAUAAUUUUUGUAUUGAAAUAUAUUUUUUUCAAAAUGCCAUAUGCAAAUCAACCAUCUGUGCACAUAUCAGAUUUAACCGAAGAAAAUGUAAAAUUUCAGGUAGAAGACACAGAAUUAAGUGUAGCAAAUAGUAUGAGAAGAGUAUUUAUUGCUGAAACACCAACAAUGGCUAUUGAUUGGAUACAAUUAGAAGCAAAUUCAACAGUUUUAAGUGAUGAAUUUUUAGCACACAGAAUAGGAAUGAUACCUUUAAUCAGCGAUGAUGUUGUUGACAGGAUACAAUACACCAGAGAUUGUCAAUGUAUGGAUUUUUGUCCUGAAUGUAGCGUCGAAUUUACUCUUGACGUGAAAUGUACAGAAGAUCAAACAAGGCAUGUUACAACCGCUGAUUUUAAAUCAAGUGAUCCGAGAGUAUUACCUGUUACAUCUAGACAUAGAGAAGAUGAUGCUAGUGAAUAUGGAGAAACUGAUGAAAUUUUGAUCGUAAAAUUACGAAAGGGACAAGAAUUAAAACUUAGAGCUUAUGCAAAGAAAGGAUUUGGAAAGGAGCAUGCAAAAUGGAAUCCAACCGCUGGUGUUAGUUUUGAAUAUGAUCCAGAUAAUUCAAUGAGGCACACUUUGUUUCCAAAACCAGAUGAAUGGCCAAAAUCAGAAUAUAGUGAACUAGAGGAAGAUCAAUAUGAAGCACCUUUCAAUUGGGAGGCAAAACCAAAUAAAUAUUAUUUUAAUGUAGAAAGUAGUGGAGCAUUAAAACCAGAAAAUAUUGUAAUGAUGGGUAUUGCUGCAUUAAAAAACAAAUUAUCAAAUUUACAGACUCAAUUGAGUCAUGAAGUACAAAGCGAUGCUUUAAGUAUUCACCAUUAAAUAAAUUCAUUAAAUAGUUAUAAUGUUUUUUCUUAUCAGUGUCAAAAAUUAUUUCAUCUGUGCUUAUGACAAGUAAUAAUACAAAUGUUAGAAAUUAUUCGUUGCAAUAAAUUCCUCAACCAUUUCCGAAUUUUA
Messenger RNA from Polistes canadensis, 1201 nucleotides. RefSeq names its product DNA-directed RNA polymerase II subunit RPB3 (gene RpII33). Gene Ontology annotation, molecular function: DNA-directed RNA polymerase activity; protein dimerization activity. Gene Ontology annotation, cellular component: RNA polymerase II, core complex. The transcript has 6 exons. The record is from RefSeq and is a predicted model, not a curated record. NCBI's taxonomy places the organism in Eukaryota, Metazoa, Arthropoda, Insecta, Hymenoptera, Vespidae. Gene Ontology annotation, biological process: DNA-templated transcription. Bases 236 to 1066 code for a protein of 276 amino acids.